UUCCAGCGACUCGUUUAAAAAAUACCAGCGAGAGCAACGAGUCGUUAUUUUGAGCUGGCUACAACUGUACAAUUAUUAAUCACCAGCUUGUCAUUAUGAAGCCUCCAUCCCGUCGCCGGAUCAUACCAGAUCGUUUUUCAGAAUUAAAGAGGACUGAACCAAUAAGCAGGUUCCGUCCUGCGUGCCAUCGACUGGAACAACGAAGCCUUCUGCUUGCCCUGAAACAACAGAAGAGGUUGAAUUCAGAACUCGAUUUUGUGGAACUUCGAAAGAAAGUUCCCAAAUGGUCUUUGCUCCAGAUACAGAAUGUGAUAAGGUUUUUGAAGAGGUGUGUGGUGCAGCGGGUGUAUCUAAAGGUCCAAAAACAGAGACUAGAGGAACAAAAAACCAAAGUACCAACAGAACUAUGGGCAGAACUUGCACAGAAAAUGGCUGGUAUUCAUGAGGAAACAAUAUCUUCUGCCUUCUCUCAAAUGUUGGUAAUCGCUGCCACAGAGCCCUGCAGCCUCCACCACUCAGGUCCUCCACGUACCACUGAGUCUCAAAGUCCUCUGGCCAGUGGCUUGCACGCUAUACCCCUGAGGCCGAUGUCCAAAUCCCACCAUGACUCGCCUCCUCUAGUGAUAAUUAUGCCUGCACAAGCCUGUAAAACACCUCAGUCAUAUGGGAAUGAUGCACCUUCCAACCCCUCUACCCAAACCACUACAGUAACAUCUCCCUCUGCCAUUGCUGAAGAGGAGUACAGUGGGUUACAGCAAAAAACUGAGGCAGACAAAGACCCUGCCAUAGCAUCCAUAUCAGCCACCCCUAAAUCAUUUCUGAGUCAACCUGUCUUAAAACCAACACCACCAGUGUCUGAUUCAAGUGCUGUGUCUACUGCUGCACCUUCACUUACAUCAGGCACUAAUCAGCCAGAUAAGCAACCUGAACAUGGACAGUCUGAGCAAUCCACAUAUAGACCAGUGGGGAUGAAGAGUGUAGUAGACUUGGAAAAGAUAUACCAAUUUAUGAGCAACAUCAUUCUCAAAAAACACCCUCAGACUCUUAGUUCUGUGGAAAGUGCAGUGCUUUUGGACCUGUUGAUGUCUUUGCCUGAAGAGCUCCACUUAUUGGACUGUAAGGAACUGCAGCAUCAUCUGCUUCAAGUUCAUGCCUGUCUGAACACACCUGCAGUAAGGCUCAGCACAAACCGGAGACCUCCAGUUACUAAUUCAGUUUCAACGAGAAUGACAGAUCAGCAAACCACCAGAGCUGAUCAGCAUGCUAAAGGACCUGAUGUUUCUUUACGAAUCCAAAGUGUACAGUCUACAGGGGAAGAAAGUAUUCCAAAGGGAGCAGUAACUGAGCAAGUGAAGCCUACGGAAUCACCAUUAAUUGCUGGAGAUUUUGCAGGCCAAUCACCUGCAAUAAAGCUGUCGAAAGACAAAGGUGAUUGGGCCACUGCUGGCCUGUGUCCACUAAAUCCAUUCAUGGUUCCAGUAGCCCUCUUGAAACGGCAGUAACCUAAGGAGAGUGCAAAAGCAGCUCUGGUUUAUUUUCCGGACAGUUGAUGCUGAAGUUGUUGUUGUUGUUGUUGUUUUAAAAUAAUUAUAUUUUAUUUAGGAAGCAGCAUACAACCUGCCUUGUUUCAAAGUACAUUGGAUGUAAUGACAAUGAAAUAACCUUGCAUAAUUUAAGUAAGCUUGUUGGAACAAAAUAUUCCUUUAUAUGUUGCACAUUUUAUAUUUUGAAUGCAGUAGUGAAGUGAGUACACAAGAAGACUUUUUUUUUAUUAUAAAUAUGUAGUGGAUGCACUAUUUGAAUUUUUCCUUUUUGUCACGAAAGAGCACUUGUGCACACAGUUGUUUUAAUAAAUGGCUAUUUUUGUUUUUAUUAA
Messenger RNA from Neoarius graeffei (lesser salmon catfish), 1876 nucleotides. It is a transcript of the gene snapc2, whose product is annotated as small nuclear RNA activating complex, polypeptide 2. The record is from RefSeq and is a predicted model, not a curated record. Bases 96 to 1502 code for a protein of 468 amino acids. Gene Ontology annotation, cellular component: nuclear body. The transcript has 5 exons. Gene Ontology annotation, molecular function: RNA polymerase II general transcription initiation factor activity. Gene Ontology annotation, biological process: snRNA transcription. Lineage: Eukaryota; Metazoa; Chordata; Actinopteri; Siluriformes; Ariidae.